AUGCCAAUGCUCAACUCCCUGUUCACCGUUUCAUGCGCUUUGAGCUUGUUAUGCUCUGUUAGAACAGAUACUGCUUCUUUGCGAGCUCAAUUUUCUGGGUUGGGAAUCGACGCCGUCUAUCCAGGAGAUUCAUCUUAUAGCAAACUUGCUACACCUUUCAACAAACGUCUGAGCUAUACCCCAGCUGCCAUCGUCUUCCCUAACAAUACUAAAGCUGUCUCGGAUUGUGUUAAAGUAGCUGUUGAAGCCAAAAUUCCAGUCUCACCUCGCUCCGGUGGACAUUCAUACGCCGCCUAUGGCUUGGGAGGAGCAAAUGGCGCCUUGGUGGUCGAUCUCUCGCGACUUAAGACAGUCUCUGUUGAUCAGUCGACAGGACAAGCUCUUAUUGGAACUGGAAACAGAUUGGGUGAUGUGGCUAUCGGAUUACACUCUCAAGGUCGGCGCGCAAUUCCUCACGGUCUGUGUCCGUAUGUCGGUAUUGGAGGACACGCUUCAUUUGGAGGCUACGGUUUCACGAGUCGGAUGUGGGGUUUGACCUUGGACAACAUCAUCAGCCAAGAAGUGGUACUUGCGAACGGUACAAUUGUUCAGGCAUCGCAAGAUACCAAUCCGGACCUCUUCUGGGCCUUGAGAGGUGCAGGAGCAUCGUAUGGUAUCAUGACAUCCAUCAAGUUUCGAACACAUUUAGCUCCAAGUCAACCUACAAACUUUGACAUCGGAUGGGAUUUUAAUCAAACUGACUUUGCAAGAGCGAUGAUUCAACUUCAAAUAUUUUCUCAGUCCGACCUACCCUCGGAAUUGGGAUUUGAUGCAAAUUUUGGGAGAGGGAGCAAGUCUGGACGUCUCAACUUUCGCAUAUCUGGGACAUGGCAUGGUGAUAAUUCAAACUUUCCAGCAGUCGUAAAGCCCUUUUUGGACGUCAUGCCACCACCGGCUACUAGUUCAGUAAAGAAGAAUGAUUGGCUCUCCAGCUUACAAGUCUCGGCUGGGUCACAAAAUCUGUCGACUUCAGGCGUGGACUUAUCAGCUGAGCAUGAUAAUUUCUACGCGAAGUCUUUGACCACUCCAAAAUCGACACCGAUGUCAAAUAUGACCAUUCAAGCUUUCUCCAAAUAUCUCGCGUCAGAAGGAUGGAAAACAGAUAUGAACUGGUUCGGCCAGCUUGCGCUCAUUGGUGGUCAGAAUUCAGCUACCACCUCUGUACCCACAGACGCGACAGCUUUUGCUCAACGUUCUACUCUAUGGAUUAUUCAACUCUACACUCGGACCAACGACUCGGCGCAACCAUUUCCAGCUGCAGCCCUGACUUUUCUGGACCAAAUGGUUGCGAGCAUUCUCAAAAAUAGCCCUCCCGGAUGGGGAUAUGGCGGCUAUUCCAACUACGUCGAUGAUCGCUUAUCUUCGACGGAGUGGAAGAACAUGUAUUACAACACACAUUAUCAACGCUUGACCAAAAUCAAGUCGGCUUACGACCCUCAAAACGUAUUUUCAUAUCCUCAAAGCAUAACAGAGGCAACCUCAGCCCAAAAAGACUAA
Molecule: messenger RNA, 1536 nt
Organism: Melampsora larici-populina 98AG31
Lineage: Eukaryota; Fungi; Basidiomycota; Pucciniomycetes; Pucciniales; Melampsoraceae
Exons: 11
Coding region: 1-1536 (511 amino acids)
Molecular function (GO): FAD binding; oxidoreductase activity
Source: RefSeq, a predicted model, not a curated record